This is a messenger RNA of Talaromyces stipitatus ATCC 10500, 1741 nucleotides long. RefSeq names its product arrestin domain protein. The record is from RefSeq and is a predicted model, not a curated record. The transcript is spliced from 3 exons. The coding region runs from base 1 to 1206 and encodes 401 amino acids. Gene Ontology annotation, biological process: division septum assembly. Lineage: Eukaryota; Fungi; Ascomycota; Eurotiomycetes; Eurotiales; Trichocomaceae. Gene Ontology annotation, cellular component: division septum.
AUGGCCGCAUUCGUGCGAGUGUCCGGACCACCGAAUGGUAAUUUUCUCAUCGGUUACCCUGGGAUAUCGGCGACAUUGCCGCGCGUGGAAGGUAGAGUCGAGAUUCGUCCCAGUGUUGGCAUUACAGCGCCUGUAAACAUUUCACUUGUCACCAUAUGUCUUCAACGCAAAGAAACAAUCCAUCCCUCCGCCGACUCGGUCACAAAGAAACACCUUGCGCCGCCCCGAAAAGAAGUUAUAGACUUGGUUGGGAAGGAGAUGCUAUUAUUUCGAUGUCCCGCAGGCCGAGAAUACGAAGAAGUCAUGUCAAUGGACCUUCCUUUCGUCCUAUUUAUUCCUUAUGGACGAGGAGGCCAGGAGGUAUCCCGGCGAAUCCCUGCAGCCAGCCUACAGUUACCGAGUCGGACGGCAGAAACAUACUAUGAGAUCGUUGUGACGGUGCAACAGGGCCCUUCAGACCAACGAAAAUACGCUUUCCCGGUUCCCAUCUGUCGAUAUGAUACCCUAUCUACGUUCGGAAUGUACAAUAGACCAGAGACCGCAGAGAAAGUGACGGAUCAUUUAGUGACCCUGGGCAUAUCACUUCCCCGGGGUUCGUACGGACCACUGGACCCCGUCAGCGUAUACAUUAGACUGUCGCCGAAUCCAGAAUGGUUGGUGAAAGCCAGAAAAGUUACAAUCAAUAAAAUCACGAUCGGAAUCGAUGAAGAGAUAAUAUAUAAUCACGAAGGAGAUGAACCCCAGCGAAAGGUCAAGACGAUCAUAAAACGAACCGAGAGUGUCGGUAUUAAACUCUCGGACAUGGGUUGGGCAGCGAACUUGGGAUUGGUGUUUCCAGCAAAAGAUACUCGUGACGCAGAUGGAAUCCUACCUCGUGGGAAGGCUGCAUUUCCCUCUUAUGCGGUGAAUGGAUUUACCACCACUGCCAGUCUUUACAAGAUUGAGUACUAUCUCACUGUAAAGGCGCAUUUGAUAUCUGCAAGAGAUAUCUUGAUUCGGCAGCCUAUCGUUGUCUGUCCAAUUGAUCAUGCGGGGUGCAAAGAAGAGAUGGAAGCAAUAGAACAAUCUGCCCGUGACGCUGCCAUGAUUAAUCCCGAGAAUCCAGCUUUACCGCAUCCGACAAUUGUUCGAUACCACGAUUAUAAUGCACUAUCCGUUCUCGGGGUAGCUGUUGUUGGGAACCAGAAGAGGCCAUUGAUUGAUUGAGGACUAGAUUAUUUUACAACUAUACUCGACCUCUAUACAUGGAACAUGAACCCCAAACGCAGCACUCGCUCCGAUUGACCAUAUCUAGAAGGGCAUACUCUUUUCUUCCUCUUUUGCACCUGCUAAAUCUGUACAGCAUAGAUUGUGAUCAGGGAGGGAAAGGAGACCAGGUCCGACAUGAUUGUUGUACUCAAACUCGCUUAGAGAGAUAUAUACGAACCAUCGGCUCUGGACAUAACGACUUACUUGACUGAUGGUGAUAGAACGCCAUCAUAUUUUUCCUUUUUCAACUGAGGGUUCAGCGGUGGUACAUAUGCAUGGGCAGGAGUUGAGGUAUUGUGGUUUCUCAGUGGCGUUCAUAUGAUGUUCCAGACCCUUUCAUACAUACCGGAUUAGCUGUUCGGUUGGAUGAUCAUGCAGUUACUGUACGAGAAAACGAGGCAUCCAACACAUCCGAGCAUUGACGCCAUCUGUCGUAUUGCCAUAGCUAGUUGAUAGUAUUUAGGUAUAUAACAUUGAAUCGAAACAUGUUGAC